CUUCGGAUGCAGUUCGCCCAACAACUUUUGGAAAUAUUGAUCAUGAAGAAGAAGAUGCUAAUUUUGACAUAAUUGGUCAUGAAGAAGCAACUACUAAGUUUGACGUUGUUCCCAAAGAAGCAGCAGCUUUUGGCAUUGGUGGAGAAGAAUAUGACUAUCAAAAUGAAGAGAGACGUCAAAGAGUCUUGACACAAGAGCAAUGUAGAAAAUCAGUUCACAAGGCAACUUUUCACAUUGGUGAAGAAUUGGAUGAUGACAACCCAGAUAAAGAUCAGAGGCUUACGCCAAGAGUCCAAACACAUGAGCAACGUAGAAGAUUAGGAAAAACUAUUCCUAGUCAACAUUCUAGUCAAAUCAAUGAUAAUGAGAGACGAAAACCUAUUAUCAUUAGCAGAUCAGGAUGGUCGACAAUGAAGGUUCCUGCACCUAUGUUCAAAAUCCACAAAGGUGCUUAUAUCCCCAAGAUUGUCUCCAUUGGUCCAUUUCAUUAUAAUGAACCAAGUCUACAAGCCAUGCAAACUCAAAAACGACGGUUUCUCGAUCGCCUUAUUCAAAACCAAGCAGGGCAGCCUAUGCUUGAAGAAAAUCUUAAAAAUGCCAUGAGAGAAUUGGAGGAAAUGACCAGAAAUUUUUAUGCAGAAGACUUUCAGGCUAUAAAGCCUGAUGAUUUUGUGCAGAUGAUGCUCCUUGACGGUUGCUUCAUUGUAGAAAUCCUGCGUUUAUACGAGAAAAAAUAUGUGGGGGAGCCCAUUUUCGAAACACGAUGGACGCUGCCAAAUAUCUCUCGCGAUUUACUUUUGCUUGAGAACCAACUCCCAAUGUUUGUGCUGCGGAAGAUUUUUGAACUUACUACCUUGAAGGGGGAGGCAAGUCCCGAUCUGAACACGCUUGCUCUUGGAUUUUUUGAACCCUUGGGACUUGGGAAGGAUGAAUUUGCAACACUUAAGCUGAACAAGUACGCCGACGAGUAUAUACAUCUGUUAGCUUUGUUUCACUCUGCCUUAACUUCAGACGAUAACAUAUACCUGAAGCAGCUUGCAAAGAGUGAAAAGAACAAAACACAUCUUAUUCUUCCUGGGAAAGGUUGGGUGCAUAAUGUCAAAACACUUCGUUAUGCUGGUAUUGAGUUAAAAAACAAUUCUGGUAGCAUUCUUGACAUACAGCUUAAAGGCAAGACGUUGAAUAUUCCAACCAUGAUCAUCCAUGAUAGCACCGGUCCUUUGUUGAGGAACUUGAUAGCCUAUGAACAAAACAAUCUCUCUGCAGCUCCAUAUUUUUGUUGUCUUGCAGUGUUCUUGGACAGUAUAGUGGAUACGGUCGAGGAUGUCAAGAUUCUUCGUGAUGCCGGGAUUAUCAAACAGGCAAAGGGUGGAGACGAGGAGGUGGUGAAUCUUCUCAACAGUCUCACUAAAGGGCUGGUGUUUGAUAUUGAUAAGGAGGACUGCUACAUGAUCGACCAAGUCGAAAACAUCAACCGUCUUUGUCGAGCACACGACACCAGAGUUCGAUUUCGCCGUCUUGUCUACAGGCUGAACUACAAGGGAUUACUCAUAACAUACGCUUCCAUCCUGGUUACAAUCAUCUUUUCCCUUUUCGCGGCUAAGUUUGCAAGUUACAGCCCCUUAGUUAACCAGCACUAUUCAUGGCCAAAACCUCCACCUCCACCUCCACCUCUGCAACUACCUCUACCUCCACCUCUACCUCUACCUCCACCUUCGCUUCUGCGUCCACCUCCACCUCCACCUCCACCUCCACCUCUGCAACUGCCUCCACCUCCAUCUCUACCUCUACCUCCACCUUCGCUUCUGCGUCCACCUCCACCUCUACCUCCACCUCCACCUCCACCUCCACCUCCGCAUCUGCGUCCACCUCCACCUCUGCAUCUGCUUCCACCUCUACCUCCACCUUCACCUCCACCUUCGCAUCUGUGUCCACCUCCACCUCCACCUUUACCUCCACAUCUGUGUACACCUCCACCUCCGCUUCUGCGUCCACCUUUACCUCCACCUCCACCUCUACCUCCGCAUCUGUGUCCACCUCCACCUCCACCUCCGCAUCUGCGUCCACCUCCACCUCCACAUCUGCAUCCACCUUUACCUCCACCUCCACAUCCGCAUCUGUGUCCACCUCUGCAUCUGCGUCCACCUCCACCUCGGCAUUUGCGUCCACCUCUACCUCUACCUCCACCUUUACCUCGGCAUCUGUGUCCACCUCCACCUCCACCUCCACCUCCACCUCCACCUCGGCUUCUGCGUCCACCUCCACCUCCACAUCUGCGUCCACCUUUACCUCCACCUCCACCUCCACCUCCACCUCCGCAUCUGUGUCCACCUCUGUAUCUGCGUCCACCCCCACCUCAGCAUUUGCGUCCACCUCUACCUCCACCUCCACCUCCACCUCUACCUCCGCAUCUGCCUCUGCAUCUGCGUCCACCUCCACCUCCGCAUCCAUGUAAAUGUCCAUAAGCAUUACGAAAAAAAUAAAAGACCAUUCGAAAUGGUUGAUGCAGGUUUAUUUGGUGGAGCUGACAUUGACAAUUGAGUCCUGUGUUUGCACACAAUUUAGCUUAAUAUUGUUUUUCAAUAAAAUUGACAGUAUUCGGAAUCUCAUGUAGUAGUGUUUUUUUUUUUUUAAAUCAAGUUGGGUAUGCUAUGUUGUUGUUUCAUUACAUAUGUCAAUACUAUGUGUAUUAUGUUUGAAUUUUGAAUCGAAUAAAUCCAUCUUGGAAUCAG
Messenger RNA from Juglans regia (Persian walnut), 2732 nucleotides. RefSeq names its product UPF0481 protein At3g47200-like. The transcript is spliced from 3 exons. Lineage: Eukaryota; Viridiplantae; Streptophyta; Magnoliopsida; Fagales; Juglandaceae. The record is from RefSeq and is a predicted model, not a curated record. Bases 411 to 2465 code for a protein of 684 amino acids.